AUGUCAGGCGCAGGUAAUAGAGAACAAGUCUUUCCAACCCGUAUGACCUUAGGGCUCAUGAAAACCAAGCUCAAGGGUGCGGAAACUGGUCAUUCUUUGUUGAAAAGAAAGUCCGAAGCUCUCACCAAAAGAUUUAGAGAUAUCACUAAAAGAAUUAAUGAUGCCAAGUUGAAGAUGGGCAGAAUUAUGCAAACGGCUUCUUUCUCUUUAGCUGAAGUGACCUAUGCCACUGGUACCAAUAACAUAAGCUACCAAGUCCAAGAAUCUGUCGGUAAUAAGGCUCGUUUCAAGGUUAAUGCUAAACAAGAGAAUGUUUCUGGUGUUAAAUUACCAGCUUUCCAGGCAUUCAUUGACGAUUCUAUUAAUGAUUUCAAAAUGACUGGUCUUGGUAGGGGUGGUCAACAAGUCCAAAAAUGUAAAUUAAUAUACUCAAAGGCCGUGGAAACAUUGGUGGAAUUGGCGUCAUUGCAAACUGCCUUUGUUAUCUUGGAUGAAGUUAUCAAGGUCACCAAUAGAAGAGUGAAUGCCAUCGAACAUGUCAUUAUUCCAAGAACCGACAACACAAUUAAAUACAUCAAUUCUGAAUUGGAUGAAUUAGACAGAGAAGAAUUCUACAGAUUGAAAAAGGUGCAGGAGAAGAAGCAGCAGCAAUUGGAAGAAGCAGAAAGAGAAGAAGAAUUGAAGAAACAAAAACUCAUUGAAAAGGCGACUGCUGCUAAAAAGUUGAAGGAGGAAGAGGCAGCUAGAGAAGCAGAAGCAGCAAGAGUAGCAAAGGCCGCCAGAGAAGCAGAAGCAGAAGCAGAAGAAAAAGCAAAAGAAAAGGCAGAAGAAAAUAUUAAAGACAAGGCCGAAGAAAAGGAAUCUGAGGAAGCAGAACAAGAAGAACAAGAAGAAACAAAUGAAGAAGAGGCCACUGUGGAUGAAAAUGAAAAGAAAACCGAAGAAGUUGAAACAAAGAAUACCACAACUUAUGAUGCAGCAGAAGAAGCAAAUGAUGUGCUAGAAAUACAGGACAAAGCAAAUGAAAUCCCAAGUGACUUGAUUAAUGGUGAUGACGAUGACGAUGUUAUUUUCUAG
Molecule: messenger RNA, 1077 nt
Organism: Saccharomycopsis crataegensis
Lineage: Eukaryota; Fungi; Ascomycota; Saccharomycetes; Ascoideales; Saccharomycopsidaceae
Gene: VMA8
Product: H(+)-transporting V1 sector ATPase subunit D
Exons: 2
Coding region: 1-1077 (358 amino acids)
Biological process (GO): vacuolar acidification
Cellular component (GO): vacuolar proton-transporting V-type ATPase complex; fungal-type vacuole membrane
Molecular function (GO): proton-transporting ATPase activity, rotational mechanism
Source: RefSeq, a predicted model, not a curated record